Molecule: messenger RNA, 1815 nt
Organism: Morus notabilis
Lineage: Eukaryota; Viridiplantae; Streptophyta; Magnoliopsida; Rosales; Moraceae
Product: phosphatidylinositol/phosphatidylcholine transfer protein SFH3
Exons: 14
Coding region: 139-1803 (554 amino acids)
Source: RefSeq, a predicted model, not a curated record
UAACACGGAAAAUAUAUAUUUCCUGCCUCUUUCUCUCUUCACCUUUCCUACAUUCUUGUCAAAAGGUGUACAAGGCGUAUCAUAUCCCCAUAGAGGGGCUUUUGGUUUGGAAAGAACAAACUUUUGAGGAGAUUAAUAAUGUGUGACACAAUGUCUGGACCUCUUGAUCGACACACCAAAACAGGUGUUGAAGAACACUCAGAGGAUGAGAAGAAAACGAGGCUUGGAUCGCUCAAGAAGAAGGCGAUCAAUGCCUCCACCAAGUUUAGGAAUUCAUUGACAAAGAGAGGACGGAGGAACAGCCGUGUUAUGUCCGUCAGUUUUGAGGAUGAAAUUGAUGCCGAGGAGUUGCAAGCUGUGGAUGCGUUUCGCCAGGAGCUUAUCCUGGAAGAGCUACUGCCCUCUAAACAUGAUGAUCAUCAUAUGAUGCUAAGAUUCUUAAGGGCCAGGAAAUUUGACAUUGAGAAGACAAAACAAAUGUGGGCUGAUAUGCUGCAGUGGAGGAAGGAAUUUGGUGCUGACACUAUCAUGGAGGACUUCGAAUUCAAGGAAAUAGAUGAAGUCCUAAAAUACUAUCCACAAGGACACCAUGGAGUUGACAAGGAUGGCCGACCAGUGUACAUCGAAAGACUUGGUCAAGUCGAUCCUAACAAGCUCAUGCAAGUCACAACAAUGGACUGCUAUGUCAAGUACCAUGUUCGGGAAUUCGAGCGAACCUUCGUUGUCAAGUUCCCUGCCUGUUCUAUAGCAGCAAAGAAGCACAUUGAUCAGAGCACUACUAUUUUGGAUGUGCAAGGAGUGGGGCUUAAGAAUUUCAACAAAGCUGCAAGGGAUCUGAUCCAGCGCCUCCAGAAGAUUGAUGGCGACAAUUAUCCUGAGACCUUGAACCGCAUGUUCAUCAUCAAUGCUGGUUCUGGAUUUAGGCUCUUAUGGAACACAGUUAAAUCAUUCCUUGACCCGAAGACCACUUCAAAAAUCCAUGUUCUUGGUAACAAAUACCAGAGUAAGUUGCUUGAGAUUAUUGAUGCUAGUGAACUGCCAGAGUUUUUGGGUGGUACUUGCACUUGUGCAGACAAGGGCGGAUGCAUGCGCUCCGAUAAGGGUCCGUGGAACGAUCCAGAAAUACUCAAGAUGGUUCAAAAUGGUGAGGGCAAAUGCUCAGGGAGAACAUUAUCAGGCAUUGAGGAGAAGACAAUCUCUGAGGAUGACAAGGCAUUGACCAAGAUUUACAAGUACGACAACUUUGUACCCAUGGUUGAUAAGGUUGUGGAUGCAUCUUGGCAAAAAGCAGCACUACAAAACGAAAAAUACAACCUCACUAAAGAUGUUUUCUCCAUUAACCACGCCUUCAAGACUCCUGAAGGUGUAAGCAACCAGUUGUUUUCCGGGAUUGUGACCUUUGUGAUGGGAAUCGUUGCCAUGAUCCGCUUGACACGGAACAUGCCGAGGAAAAUAACUGAAGCAGCAGUCUAUGGCAGCCCCAUCUACUACAAUGACAUGAUGAUCAAAAGCCACCACCAGUUGCCUGCACCUGCUAUGAUCUCCCAUGCUGACUACAUGACCAUGAUGAAGCGCAUGGCUGAACUCGAAGAGAAAGUCACUAUUCUGAGCAUGAAACCAACAGUCAUGCCAGCUGAGACAGAGGGAAUGCUAAACGCCGCUAUCGGAAGGGUCAGCGCCCUAGAACAAGAGCUAUCAUCAACCAAGAAGGCACUUGAAGAUGCUCUUUUUAGACAAGAGGAGCUUGUGGCCUACCUUGAGAAGAAAAAGAAGAAGAAGACGAAGUUUUUUGGAAUUCUGUGAUUGCGGAAACCA